Molecule: messenger RNA, 1609 nt
Organism: Prunus mume (Japanese apricot)
Lineage: Eukaryota; Viridiplantae; Streptophyta; Magnoliopsida; Rosales; Rosaceae
Product: NAC domain-containing protein 68-like
Biological process (GO): regulation of DNA-templated transcription
Molecular function (GO): DNA binding
Source: RefSeq, a predicted model, not a curated record
GCUGCUUGCUCACAGAGACAAAAACAUUGAUUGAUAGGAGGAGGAGAGAUGGGCGGCGGCGGCGGCACAACAGAUGAAAGAGUUUCAGUGCCGAUGGGCCUACUACCGGGAAUUAAAUUCUCUCCCACCGACAAGGAACUGCUUUCCUUUUACUUGAAGAAGAAAAUAGCGGGCGAGGACUCUGAAUUCAGCAACAUCAUCCCUGAAAUCAAUUUGAGGGAGCACGAGCCUCGUGAUCUGCCAACUGAGUUCUUCUUCAGCGAACCUAAUUACAUGUCCCCCAACGGCGAUAGUUGCUACAGGACCACGAAUGAGGGCUUUUAUAAAAGCACAGGCAAGCCUCGUGAGAUCGAGGAUGAACUAUCCAAAGCUGUGAUUGGUGAGAAGAGAUAUAUGCCUUUCUACGAAGGUCGUGCGCCCAACCACAAGCUGACCAAGUAUGUCCUGCAUCAGUUUUCUCUCACCAAAACUGAACUCGCCAAACUGGCUCCUAAUCGGGAGUUUGUUCUAAACCACCUAACAAUUAAGAAGGGUUCAACUAGGGCGUGUAACCCUAAACCCAAUUGUAAGAAGCGGAAGUAUGAUUCAAAUUGCGAUAAAUUAGCUGAGCAUGGUAUUCCUGGUUACAUCGCCUCCAAUUAUAAAGAUGAUCAAGCUGCUGCUGCUGCUAAUAUGAUUCCAGAGCCUGAAGAGCAUCUCGCAGAUGAAGAUGUUCUGCUUGGCAGUGAGAAUCGAAAUGAAUGUGCCGAGUCAGAGUCUGCAAAUGGUUCUCGUCUUAUAAACAAUAAUGAUAGUUCAACCCUUGCUGUUGGUUCACCUGGUGGCUGCUUCCUAUCUGGUUAUGGUAAUGUAGCUGCAUAUGAUCCUUUUCGUGAGGUUUCCUUUCAGCCAGAAGGAAAUCUGAUAUCACCCCUUCAUCCAUCUAGCCUACGGGAUAUUCCUCUGAGGUCACCAGUGCACACAGGACUACCGGGAGAUUUUAUGUGUGCCAAUAACUCUAUCCUUAUUGGCAUGCAAUUAUGAGUCGCAAUCUUCAGAUAAUCUGGAGUUUACGAUUCUUUUUCCCACAAAGUUCUCGAAUAAUUUCAUUGGUGACCAAGAUUAUUAUCCUGUGUAGAAACAACAUGCACUAUACUUACAGUGACUCUGAUCUACGAGAGCCAUUGGGAGGAGUGUAUGAUAGCUAUAGUGGUGUAAGAAGUGAGAAGAACACUGAAUUACUCCAUGGAUGGGUAGUAGGUUUUUUCUGCAUUAGUACUGCAACAUAGAUAGUGAACCGCAACAUUUUAGUUAUAGGAGAACAUCGAUAGGGGCCUUGUAAACUACGAGGUCUUGGAAGGGUAGAACAUCACCCUUAUCUACUGGAGGAUUUGGAAACUUGUUGAUAGUUGUAGAAAUUUACGUCGGACAGGACAAACGACACAGGUUAAGUCUGUUCUUGUUCUUUCGGCCAUUGCUCAGCAUUCCCAAGUAUUGGAAACUUCAAACUUGUUAAGUGAACAUGAGAACCACCGGCAAGUGCUAAUGUUUGAGAUACCAUCUGGAACUCUACUCUUCUCUUCUCUGAUGAGUCAGAAUUUUUUUUAUUAAAAAAAAAAGAAAAGAAAAA